AUGACCGGUUCACCGAACGGCGUCCCCGCUCCGACGGAGACGUCUCCCCUCCUUCGAGCCGUCGACCCGGAACCCGCCACCGACGGCGCCGUGCAAGAUGACGGCGCCGGCCGGAACGACAAGCGGGACGGCAACCCCGAGAUGGCCAAGAAAAUGCACCUGCUGCUCCCGGCCGUCGGUAUCGGCAUCUACCUUUGCGCCGUCGACCAGCUUCUCACCGUGGCCACCUACGCCAAGAUCGGCAGCGAGCUGCACGCUCUAAAUAACACCAGCUGGCUAGCAACGGCCUACUUCAUCACACUGACAAGCUUCCAACCCCUCUACGGCAAACUGUCCGACAUCUUCGGCCGCAAGGAAUGCCUUCUCUUCGCUUACACCAUCUUCGCAAUCGGCUCUCUGGGCUGCGGCCUCGCCCAGACCUUCCCGCAGCUCUGCCUCGCCCGCGCCGUCGCAGGCAUCGGCGGCGGCGGCAUGAACAGCGUCGUCGUCAUCCUCAUGUCCGACAUCGUGCCCCUCCGUGACCGCGGCGUCUGGCAGGGCUACAUCAACAUCAUCUUCGCCUCGGGCACCUCCACCGGCGCGCCCCUCGGCGGCCUGCUCGCCGACUCCGUGGGCUGGCGCUGGUCCUUCAUCGGCCAGGUCCCGCUGUGCGUCGCCGCCUUCCUGGCCGUCUACUUCGUCCUCGACCUGCCCAAGACGGACCACGGCCACUGGCGGGAGAAGGUCGCCAAGAUCGACUUCCUCGGCGCCGCGUGCCUAGUCGCCGCCGUCAUCGCCCUGCUCGUCGGCCUCGACGCCGGCUCGAACCGCGGCUGGUCCAACACCGUCACCAUCGCCGGCCUCGCCGCCGCGCCCGCCCUCUUCGCGAUCUUCGUCCUCGUCGAGAUGCGCGUCGCCAGCAACCCCUUCGCCCCGGGACACAUCAUCUUCGACCGCUCCCUCUUCGCGGGCUACCUGACCAACUUCUUCGGCGUCGCCGCCCACAUCGCCUCCAUCUUCUUCCUCCCGCUCUUCUUCCAGGCCGUCCAGGGCGCCUCGGCCACGCAGGCCGGCGCGUUCCUGGUCCCGGCCAUGGUCGCCUCCGUCAUCGCCUCCGUCGGCAGCGGCGUCAUCAUGAAGCGGACGGGGCGGUACUACGCGCUCACGGUCGCGGCCUUCGGGCUGAUGUGCCUGGCGGUGGUACCCACUGUCGCGGCGCUGUGGGCGCGGUCGACGCCGGGCGUGGUGGCGAGCAUGGCGCUGCUGGCGCUCGGCGGCGGGGCGGGCAUCACGACCACGCUAGUGGCCUUGCUGUCCAACGCCGCGGUGCAGGACACGGCCGUCGUCGUGGCGUGCUCGUACCUCUUCCGGUCGCUGGGGUCGAGCAUCGGCAUCAGCGUGUGCUCGGCGGUGCUGCAGCAGGUGUUGCGGACGCAGCUGAGGGUGAGGCUGAGCGACGGGGAGGAGGCGAGGAGGGUCGAGGAGAGGGUGAGGGAGAGCCUGGAUUAUAUCCGGGAGCUGGAGCCCGGGGUCGCGGCGGAGGUCAGGGCGAGUUAUCAGGUUGCGACGUUAGGGGCCAUGGUUCCCAUGACGGUGUUCCUGGUGCUUGCUUUUGUGGCUACGUUGUUCAUUCGGGAGAAGGCUCUGAGCAGGUAG
Messenger RNA from Colletotrichum karsti, 1635 nucleotides. RefSeq names its product major facilitator superfamily transporter. The record is from RefSeq and is a predicted model, not a curated record. Gene Ontology annotation, cellular component: fungal-type vacuole membrane. Lineage: Eukaryota; Fungi; Ascomycota; Sordariomycetes; Glomerellales; Glomerellaceae. Gene Ontology annotation, biological process: basic amino acid transport; transmembrane transport. Gene Ontology annotation, molecular function: basic amino acid transmembrane transporter activity. Bases 1 to 1635 code for a protein of 544 amino acids. The transcript is spliced from 3 exons.